Pseudozyma flocculosa PF-1 is the source of this 1047-nucleotide messenger RNA. RefSeq lists its product as uncharacterized. NCBI's taxonomy places the organism in Eukaryota, Fungi, Basidiomycota, Ustilaginomycetes, Ustilaginales, Ustilaginaceae. The coding region runs from base 1 to 1047 and encodes 348 amino acids. The transcript has a single exon. The record is from RefSeq and is a predicted model, not a curated record.
AUGCGACCGCAUCGACCCUUGAUUGUACUCUGGCCGCUUCUCCACUGCCUACUCUAUUUCCAAAGCGCAGCCGGUCUUCCACCGAUUGGCGGAGUGGCACGAGGGGUCGUCCAAAGCCUGGAAGCUGCAAGUUUCCAUGGGUCCGCCCAGGGCGCAGCAUCCUUCCAUUCCGACAACUUGCAUCUGACGUCGGCCGCUGCACCUCUGCAGGAAACUGCACCCUCGCAGCGUCUUCCACGUCCGGCUCUUGACCAUGGCGUCGAGUCGCUCCGUGCGGACCACGACUAUCGACCUGAUAGCUACCAUGCCGCCUUGAGCUCGGGCGGAGCUCCGUCGCAAAAGCCUACACACGCCGAGCAAUACUUGGAUGACGAUGAAUUCGACCGUCUCUUGGAGCAGUUCUUCGCAGAGGACGAGUAUCCAGUUGCAGCCGUCGAUGCCGGCCAUAGCGGCCCAUCUGCCUCGAAUGCAGGCGAAGACUUGUCGUCCACCGACGUCCAAGACUCGAGCCCCGAUCUCUCUUCGUCGCCUCCCCGGCGGUCCCCGGAUUUCAUGCCUACUCGACAAGGGGCCAGACUCGCAGCACCUGCGAUCAAGACGAGGAGAUCCCGUCUCACCUACAGGUACGGGAACGAGGCCAUGUUCGAAGCCAUCAAGGUCGAGCUCCUCGACCGGCUCCGAAGGUACGCGGGCGUGUCGCCCCACAGUCUCGACGAGUAUGUGCUGUCUCAAGCAGCAGUCAGACCUGCAGACACUCGGGCGAUCCAGCGACGCCUCUACGACUGGUACACGCUUCCGGUCUCGGACCUUUCGAAGUCUCGCCUGCUCAAGGACAUCGAGUGGUCAGGACCGGCGCUAGGUUGGCCCAACGGCGCAAGGUACACUAUCAGCUUCCACCCCAAGUACCGGCAAACGCCGUACAUUCAGGCGCCGCCAUCGUUUCCCUUUCGUGUCUUCAGGGCCGUGGCCAAGCCGCAUGACGGUGCACGCAGAGAGAUAGUCUAUGUCGGCGACUUCUCCUUGCCUGCACAGCUGCUGCUCGACUAG